AUGGAGGCAAUAAGGGAGAGGGGCUGCAACCUGCCUUCUAUAGAGGAGGUGAUGAAGCCAGGCUACCUCCGCUUUAUCGGCUGUGACCACCACUCCGACCAGGAAACUGCGAUCCAGAUCAAGCUUGGCCAUCACGAGCUCUGGCCCCGUUCUUCCUGCUGUCUGCAUGAUUUGCAAGAAAGACAGCAAAUUUAUCGUCGCGAGUGGCAGACGUCAAAAAGAACGAAAACACAGACUUUAACCGCAGGCAAGUUGCAGGAAGCAGCUGAAGUAAAGGAAGCCAAGAGCAUCCUCAUUCACAUCAAGGACAGAGACUGUGUGGCUCUGGAGGUGCAGUACCACAGAAGUUGCUACAGAGAGUACACAAGGUUUUUGAGUGAGCCUGUCAGAGCAGAGAAAGAACAACAGGAUAUAUUGAAGAAGAGGCUCAGUCGUGAUUUUCCUCAGCUAGUGUUCCACACCCCCGCCAAACGCAACACAUCUGAACUGGUUUUUGCUGAGAACUUGUCGACGAAUGCAGUCUUGGACUUGUUACCAUCAGGUGCGGAGACGACUCAGUCCAGCGAAAUGAGCCAGACAGACAGCGACACGGAAAGGAGGAAGUCAAAGCAACCAACCACAGCAGAGGAGACACGGACACUUUACACAGCAGCUUUGCUUUUGAAGAGGCUGCUUAGUCACAGUCCUGGCAUGUCAUGCCCAUGGCCCCCAACUGCAGUAAACUUCAAUCUCACUGAAGUCAUUUGCUGUGGCAUGCACAAAAGAUGUGUACCUGGAUGCUUUCACACAGUUCAUGAAAAUGCCGGUUCAUGUGUAUGCCACUUGUUUUGAUUUUUUUAUUUGUUGUAUAGUUAUUAGUGAAUAAAUGAAUACAUGAAUACCUGAAUGGUCCUUAUCAUUGAUCAUUAGAUUAUUUCCAUUUAUUAAUGUGAAUAUGAAAAGGUAACCUUAUCAUCCACUUGCAUAAUAGUUGUUGGUGCUAUAAACAAAGCACUGUUACAAUCACUUAGAGGGUUAUCAAUAGCCUGGGUUAUCUAUAGCCUACUUAUUGUAAUUGUUUCCAUUAAUUGCUCAAAACCACAGUAUGAAAUGUCAAUUGCAAAAUUGUGCCUUGUGCUGUAAAUAAAGCACUGUUUAUGAUUUAUUUAGAACUUAUCCCAAUCCAGAGAUAUAUGCAUGAGUAUUAUUUUUGAUAAUUGUUAUUAUAUGUGAACAUGAAAAGGUAACCUUAUCAUCCACUUGCACAAUAGUUGUUGGUGCUAUAAACAAAGCACUGUUUGGAGUUACAAUCACUUAGAGGGUUAUCAAUAGCCUGGGUUAUCUAUAGCCUACUUAUUGCAAUUGUUUCCAUUAAUUGCUCAAAUCCACAGUAUGA
Engraulis encrasicolus (European anchovy) is the source of this 1375-nucleotide messenger RNA. RefSeq lists its product as uncharacterized. The record is from RefSeq and is a predicted model, not a curated record. The transcript has 4 exons. The coding region runs from base 1 to 831 and encodes 276 amino acids. NCBI's taxonomy places the organism in Eukaryota, Metazoa, Chordata, Actinopteri, Clupeiformes, Engraulidae.